Molecule: messenger RNA, 642 nt
Organism: Pseudomassariella vexata
Lineage: Eukaryota; Fungi; Ascomycota; Sordariomycetes; Amphisphaeriales; Pseudomassariaceae
Exons: 2
Coding region: 1-642 (213 amino acids)
Source: RefSeq, a predicted model, not a curated record
AUGCGGUCCCUUGUCCUCACCGUUCUCUUCUCGUUCUCCUCCAUCGUCUCAGCAGCAGCCACCCCUCAACUUUACCCCCGCGACGUCCCCGCGGCCCUCCCGCACGCAACCACGAUCCAGUAUUCGGGAAACGGGUGCCCGUCGAGCGACCCGGCCGUCUCCAAGUCCGGCAGCUGGAAUGACCUCACCUUUCGCAUGAACAAUUACGAGGUUUCCCUCCCGGGCAGCGACAGCACCGCCAACUGUGAGGUCCACAUCCAAGCCGCCGGAUGCCAGGCCGGCUGGCAGGUCGGCAUUAAGGACGUCUAUGUCAAGGGUCACUUGGUACUCGACCCGGGAGCUGUGCUUAAUUUCUUUGUGACGAGCUUUUGGAGUCAGGAUGCUGCAAAAACUGUGACCGCCCGUGGCACGCUACAAAACACGGGAACCACGCGACUAGACCAGAUCACCACAGCCCACGCGACUAUUCCCAGCACGCUCAUCGUCUGGGGCCCCUGCUCAGACGCCGCGGGCGACAUCGGUAUCCUGAAUGUCAACUUCCGCACCGCCCUGGUGGCCGACGGGAACCAGUACGCCUACUUUGGCAAGGGUGGUGACGUGGCAGCUACCGAGUCUUUCGGAUAUGUCUGGAGACAGUGUUAG